AUGGAAGGAGAGAACGAGGAAGAGGAAGAAGAUAUGAAAGCGUGGGCAGGCAAAGCGCAACUGAGAGAAGGAGCCAGAGAGAUGAUGAAAGGGGUAAGAGAGAAUAAAAUUAAUGAUGUAGAUUAUUAGACUGUGGUUAAUGAUGGUUAACUCCAUUCGUAUCAAAUAAUGUAAAUGCGUUCCAUCUAUUGUGUCAGAAAAAUUAUUAAUGAUCAACAAACUAUCAGAAACUAUAAUAGGACUAAUGGUCAGUGUAGCUGAUUUCUGUUUCAAAUGUGAAAGUCACAGAAAAUCUAAUAUGCAUCAAGAGAGAACAUUAUGCAGGACCAUGCGAGUAGUGUCUAGAUCUGGAGUUCAGGGUGGACGAUCUAGUCAGCAUAUUUUAUAUUUUUAUCUUAGCAUUUAACUACAGUCAGCUGUCGAUAAUUCAAACUUUCUAGGGUUACAAAAAUGUUCAAUUCUGUCUAAUUUCCAUAAAUGCCUUUUUUUCUUUACCGAAAACAUCUCUUGUUCAUUUAACUUUGUUUUUUUCUUUUUUUCAGUCAGAUGUCACAAGUGUAGGAAGCUUGGGCACAGACAUGCCCAGUGCCCUGAAAAAACCAAACCAGGGGAACCUAAGAAAAUUAUUAAUUAUUUUUAUUUUAAUGGAACUCUGGAUAAUGGAAAAUUUCAAUAAAUUAAUGAAAUUUUGCAUUAUCAAGAUGGUUACUACUGUAUUUGCUUGAGUACUCUGCCCAAAGACAAUGCAAAAUGUCAAGAUAAAUAAACAAUCUUGGGUUGAAUUAACAGUGUAAUGUUUCAACAUGGUGGCAGAUAGUCUGAAUGGUAGAGUGUUUCACGGAAAUAUGGUCAUAACCUUUUAGAAUAGACCUUUUGAUCUUUUAUCAAAUUAUCGUAACAAAUUUAAAAAUAAAUAAAUAAAUAAAUAAUCCAAAAUUUCGGACUUAAAAAGGUUAUACUUUCGAUUUCCAGCUGACUGCAUGGUAUUGACAUUUUCAGUAUGAUUUAUAUUAAACUUAGGGUGCUUUCCAUUUGUCAGAGCUGACCGGCUAACCCAUUCCCACCCAACGUAUCUUAAUCGAAACUAACCAUCCAGAUCAGUCAAAUCCUUUUCGUUUAGUGCAAUGUUGCUAAGAAAGAUUCAGUUAAGCUCAUUUUUGGGUCGACAAUUUGUCAGAUUGGUUGACCCGAAAAUGAGUUUUACAAAUCUUUCUAAGCAACAUAAUUGCAAAAAAAGAUAAAGAUAAAAUAAUAUUUUGGACUUAAAAAGGUUAUACUUUUGAUUUCCAGCUGACUGCAUGGUAUUGACUUUUCAGUAUGAUUUAUAUUAAACUUAGGGCGCUUUCCAUUUGUCAGUAAUGAGAAUGUCACUUUUAAUCAAAACUAACCAUCCAGAUCAGUCAAAUUCUAAAUAUUAUGCACAAAGGAGAUGGUUUUUCAGCAAAAUCUCAAGCAAGACCUCUAACACCACUUUUCGCAUGAUGAAACGUAUUUUUGUAAAUAAAGUGGUCCUCAUGUUCUUGGAGUUACAACUAUUUUAAUGGAUUCCGCUUUGUUGAUGUAAACAUAGAUUCUGCAGAAAUUGUUUUACCUGAGAAACCCUUUUAAAGGAUUGGUUGCAAACGUUCAUUGUUUUAUUCAGAGCCUUGUGCAAAAGGAAGCGAGUCUCAAAUUGCUGAAGUUAAUAAUGCCAAUGGGCAUGUAGCACCUGCUCGGAAGAGAACUCGCCAAUGCCUAAUCCUGACGCCAAACAAUACUAAAACAAUUGGAAGAAUGACUUGUCAUUGUUUCCUGCGACCAAUUAGGAGAGACUUAACGAGCAGCUUCUACACUGCCCAUGCCAAUGCGUGCUUUGUUCAUUGUUUAAGUGCAUUUAUCUGCUCUAGCCAUUUUGCAGGCACUGCUUUCAAAUCAUCACGGGCAAGUACCUACCACGUAUACGUUAAAAGAAGUAGACACAUGAUAGAGCCCUGUGGGAGACGAAACCAAAGUUCAAAGAUUUCGAAAUACGAUCGGAGCCCCAACUCUGGCCCCGUGAACACCCCGAUAAUAUGGACAGCAGCUAAUUCCCAGGCAAAGAUAUAUUACAAGACCCAGUUGUUGGAAAGCCGAUUAGCGCUAACCCAUGGACAAAUUUUAACCCAGGUCCUAGUUCUUUAAAGGCCGAUUAACGUUAACCCAGACCCGGUUUUCUCUCUCUUUUGUUUAAAAGCAUUUUCUUGGAUAAUUUUCCCUUUACUUUUAGAGCAUCCAAUCAUCAAUUCUGGCAUAUUUCGCACUAACCCUGGGUUAUCUUAACCCCGCUUUGAACAACCCGGCCAGACAUCUGUCUGAAAUAAACUCCCGCCAUUAGGGACAUCUCGCUAAUGGAGGUCCCUACAGCGUCCGCUAUCAAGGAAGAUGACUAUAAAUCAGAAACUACUCAAUCAAAAACUUCCCACAGACAAGAGGCAAACAGCUGUUACUUGCAAGCGUGACAGGAAACAGCCGCCCUCUCAUCGCUCCCCGCCACUAACAAGGUUCUGCAAGCGAUCGUGCCCAUAAAGAAACAUCCCCAGCGGCAGAGUGCUCAGAGGCUGCUGAAAACAAGACGCACUGCCGUACCUCACCUCCCCUCUGCUAUGCAUAAGACCUGUACACUUUGUCAAUGAGAUUACAAGACACAGGUAAGAAGAGGAAAGGGUUCGGGAGUUUAUUAGGAAAAAAACUUAAGACCUUACGUAAUAAGUACGCUCACAAAAUGAAGUAAACGUUUUCCGUUCGUCAGCUUUGGAACAGAGGUUCUUUUGCUCGCGCGCGGUAAAUGUCUAUUAUGACGCCAUUUUAAAGAACAGAGUUGGAUCUUUCAGUAUGCAGAUCUUUCGUUGAAUGCUACGUACAGAUCAGCGAUGAAGGCCGGUCCAGUUAUAGGGCCCUUUGUUUUUUCCUUUUAUAUGUUACAAAGCGUUUUUCAGUAUUUCAAAGGAAAAUGUAGUGGAAAAAGGUAAGAAAGUAUCUUCUUGCUUUUCUUUUGAAGACAAAGAAUCCUUUUUUCGCGGUUAGAGUUAAAAGCAGUUUCAAGGCCAAUUGAGAUGAGGCGCCUGUUGAUCAGUUUCAAUAAAAGGAUAAUGCAACGAGGACAAGCUACUAAAACAUUUAAACAAAAGAAGGAGAACUAUUCCUGAAGCAGUAUUUAGAAACUUGUUUUUUAGAUAAAAAAGAUCGUGCAACUUUCGGUAAUUUUUUACUUUUUGGUAUUUACUAUAAGUUGUCGGUUUUCGAAAACAAAAAACGUCGUCCAUGGUAACCGUUUGUAAUAAUCUUGGUGCUGACCUAAAGGAACGCAGUGUUUGUGAGAGCCUGCGUUCACUUUGGUCAGCAGCUGAGACGCAGACUCGUUCCCAGCGUUCCCAGUCGUCGGAAGAUCGCGCUCCAUUCCAAGCCUCCUCGUUUUAUUUGGAUAGCGCGAACUGACCUGAGGGCGAGGCUAGCUGGGGCGUGAAAUAGGAGUGCGCGCGCGUGCUGCCUCACGCAAGCAAAUAAGGUUUUUACUUUGUCAGUGAGAUUACAAGACAUUUCUAGUGCAUCAAAUUUUGCAUUUGAAACUUAAAGCUAUUUUAAAUCAAAUAUGAACUAUAGCUAAUUGUGUUGUGUUUAUUUUUAUUAUCAGAGAAUUUGCAACGGGUGAACUUAAAAUUCAAGAAUUAACGGAAAAAGCGCCAGUGAAAAUAGAACAGGAAAGUCAAAAAGUAAGCUUAUGUUUACUGCAUGUUAUGAACAUUUCACUUUAAGUUAUUCUUGCAAACAAGUUUUUGUGCCAUUCAUUAACUCCCUUAUUGGAUUAUUGACUGUGUGUGGGCCUGUCGUCUGCAAUAAGGCUUAGAAAUGUUGAAUAUUUAUGAGGUUUUUGGAACUUUACGGUCCAUGUAAACAAAUAAAACGGGAGAAAGUAAAUAAAAUAAUUAUGAAAGCAGUCGAUAUCAGUUAUAAAUCUAUUCUCUCCCAUUUUGAAGUUUCAUUUACAAAACUACACACUUUCAAGUUAUAUAUAGUAAAACGCCAAGUCCUGUUCAAUACUCAUUUCAUAGUCUGAUUUAUAACUUAUUUCAUUCAUCUUGAUUGACUAGUGCCCUGUUAAACGUAGAAGAUCAGAAGAGCAGUUAGACAACAUUAAGACAAAGAAACAAAGAAAGUCGAUCUCACUGUAUAAACUUAAAGCUGUCAAGAUGAUUGGUGAGGGAGCGUUUGGAAAGGUGAGAGACUGUCAUAAGGAUCAAACAAUAAUCACAAACGAUUCGUAAUAUUAAUUUUCACAAAAUUUAAAGUAAUUUUCGGCGCAUCACUGCGCUACAGCGGCCAGUAUUUCGUGGUAAAAAAACUAGCGAUUUAUCAAUUACUUGAUUAAUUAUUUAGAUAAAUAAUUAUCUAUUUAUUAAUUUCUAAAGAAGUGGAAAGGCUUUGUUUUCUUUGUUUUUUCUUUGUUUUCUUUCGUUUUUGCGAGGUGUAGGCUCUUUUAAUUACCAAAUAAGCGAUCAAAGGUGAAUAUGAUAUACACACUGUGUAAUUCCUUCUUUCUCCAAUAAGUGGAUGAUCUCUGGGGCUGUUUUUCCAGUAAGAAGUAACUUGAAGUUCUUUGAAAAAAGGCCGGUAAGACUGCGCCUAUCAACCGGACCAUCUGAAAGUUUGUUCAAUUCCAAAAUAUCUGUCAACGUUUUUAUAGGUUCGUCUUUGUGAGGACCGUCGCACCAAGAGACAAUACGCGGUAAAGCAGAUAAUUGAACCUGACCCAAGCAGUGUGGAAGAGAAAGUAUUGAGCUUAGCCUCGUCCAGUCCUUUCAUAACAAGACUUUGUGAAGAGGUUGAGAACCCGGUAUGAUACUUUUAAAAAUUGUACAAACAUUUUUACUCCUUUUACCUCCGCGUUAAACUCCCACUCCCGCCCGUUCACCCAUGUGGAAAAAAUGACCGGCCAAUUACAUUUAAAGCAUACCGACAUCUUGACGAACUUGCAGAAAAACAGGGGACUACAAACCUUCGAAAGAUUGUGAAUUAUACCUGUGCUAUAAGGCUUGAGUGAGGCGUUUGUGGCCGAGCGUUUAACACCUCAAACUCUGGAUCUGAAUGUUCUAGGUUCAAGCCUCGCCAGUCGCGUUGUUUCCCAAGACAAGGAACUUUACUCCACUUUGUCUCUCUUCACCCAGAUGUAUAAACGGGUGCCAGCGACAUACUGCUGGGGGUGAACCCUGCGAUGGACUAGCAUCCCGUCCAGGGGGGAGAAGCAAUACUCCUAGGCUUGCAUCAUGCUUCGGAAACCGGUAUAAACUCCGACGGUAUGGGUCUUUGGCUCGUGUACGCCUUUACCUAUAACGGCUCCAGUGGGCGUUUCUCUCUGUGCCUCAUUAUCUUUCUCAAUUUUGUUCACUAUAACCCAAAAGAAAAUAGUAUGUUAUGGGUCAACUAAAAACUUCUUUGUAUUUUCAUAUUAUAGUACCCUGGCCAUUUCAUUAUACUAGAGUUCGUUGAAGGAGGAGACCUUUUCACUGAAUUGGAUGAGAAUGGAUGGCUCAGCGAAAAUCGAACUAGGUAAUCAUACUUCCAUAUCAAAGUUCUUAAGCAACUGUUAAGAAAACAGUCUAUAACAAACGUCACAAUGAAAGAAAACACGACAGAAUUUAACACAUUUGGUCAGGUUUUCCUUUUAAACCGAAUACCUAAUAACGCUUCAGUAAGACACGUUCCAUUAGUACUGGGUCGAAAUCAUCGUAAAUUAUUCUUGACCUACUCAUCUUUUAACAACGACUGGUUCUAUCAAUUGAGUUCUACUCAAUACAUGUAACCUUAAAAUUGAACUGAGGAUGCAAAAACCAAUAAAAAAAAUAAUUCUGUCAAAAUAAGCGAUCGAAACUUCACCUCACAUACGUGGACGUAUACAAAAAAUGUACCACCUAUGGACCAAGCCGAUGGACCGCUUCGUGUACCGGGUCCAUGGACUAUCCCUGUGGACCACGCCUAAUUUUCGAACAUGAAUUUGACCAGGGGUCUAAACAAAAUUUUUGGAACCUUGAAUGGACGAAAAUGUGGUCAGUUUUUAUUAUCAGUGGUAUGGGCUCAUUAUGUUUUACACUUGUUUAUUUUUUUUCAAUUCCAUACUAUUUGAAUAUAAUGGGUUCGUUUUAGUCUGGCGAAGGAUUCAACAUAUUUUAGAGGAGCAGAAGUAGGGAAGAAGUAGUAUCCUACGCAGUUUUUUUUUGUGUUCCCGUUUGUUUGAAAAUCGGCUGUGUUUGAGACUAAGAAAGAAAUCGUAAGACGUAGUGUACUUAAAACAUCCUAUUGCUCGUCGUUUUGUUUUAGGUUUUACACUGCUGAGAUCAUAGCUGGAUUACAAUUUUUACACCAAAAAGGUGUCAUUCACAGGUGAGUGAAAAAAAUGAGAAGUAGCUGAAAUUCACAUUUGGUUGGUGAUUUCGAUCACUGACGUAUUAAUAUGGUAAAGUUAAAAAAAACAAUGAAUUGAUACCGUCGGACCUUUAUUUUGCUGCUUCCUGAACGGCCAACAGUCACGUACAAAAAUCGGGGCGGGCAAAAAUUGUCAGCCGUAAAUCACCUGACUGUAAAAAGUAGGUAAUCGUUUGCUAGAUCAUUGUCUAUGGUAUCAUGACAGGGCCUCUCUCCUCCGCAGAGGCCUCUUUGUAUUGUAGGGAGGACUGGAGAGAGGGAAACAGAGAGCGAGUGGGGGACGAUGGGAAGGGGAAAGAGAGAAGCGAGGCCUCGCUCCCGCUUUUUCCCUCUUCCCAUCGUCCCCCGAGCGCUUUCUAUUUUUUCAUUAUUGCUAUUUUUACUGGGAUACCCAGCGGGAGUCUUCGCAGAGUUAGGAGAGAGUGACAGGGCUCAGCGUUCUGUACAGUCCUUGCAUGGUUGAAGAAAGUUAACUUUAUAAUUAUGCGGCUAUUUAUCUCUGUUCCUCGAAGAUUAUGUCGCACCACUUUUGGCUUAGUUUACUUAAAAAUCAAUGUCUUUAAUAUUUGUGUAAAUUUUUAUUUAUCGUAUGACAGGGACUUGAAACCUGAAAACAUUUUGCUGACCAAAAAUGGGCACAUUAAAAUCAGUGAUUUUGGAUUGUCCGCUAUCAUCGAUCCAGUUAAACAGGAAAAGAUUUACAACGCAGAAAUUAUCGGGACACCUCUUUACAUGGCUCCUGAGGUAAAUCAUGGAACUGUAACGUUAGUUAAGGGGAAAAUAUGGUUAAAAGCAUUAUUUUUGGUUGAUUUCCCCACCUUUUCCUAAAUAUCUAGCCAAGAUUUCAUUCAAUCAAAAAAUGACUCAGUUAUGUUACAGUCCUUCGAAUGUUUUUAUUGUAUAAAAGUUAGGGGGGAAGAUGUUUAAAAUUUUGGGAAAAUAUUGGAUUUGGGGGUUAUUAAAAAUUAAAAUAUGAAGUUAAUAAUUAGUAGACAAUUACCAGAUAGUCCACCACCACAACAAGGUGCCUCUGAUCCCAUUAGCGGAAUAACUGGUACACCUUUUCUAACCUGAUCAACAUCAUCUCCCAAAAAACAAACCGUAAUUCCCCCUUAAGCCCUGUGAACCAAGUGUCUAAAUCCGUUUCUCGUGUAGCUGCGUGGUCAAUAGUAUUUUAUCCCAGAUCUAGGACCCAUUUCAGAACCACCAUCCAAAAUAUCCCUGGGAAAAUUUAACAGGGUUCUAACAAGGACAGCCCAAUUAUAUUCUGUUAGGGUAGUUUCUGCUUUUUACUUACUGAAUCAGCGCUGAUAAUUAAUGCAGGCUAUACAGGCUAUACAGGCUAUAAAAUAUGGGGUUUUCUUGUAAGAGAUAUAUAUCUGUUACAGGGUAUAACUGUACUAAUGUUACCUGCACUGGAAGAAGGAAGAGUUGCAAGUUCAGUUUCCACAAAGCUAACAAUACACGACAUGAUCUACUCAUUAAAAAAUCACAAACCUCGUAGUAAGAUCUUUUGCUUAGGAGAAGCUCGGCUUGUUUUCAGGGAAUAACAUUUUAUCGUGCUGAUGUUUGCUUAGUGCAAGGUGUUAUUUGUUGCAGAUUAUUUUACAGGACCCAUACGACGCAUGUGUGGACUGGUGGGCUCUUGGAGUCAUGGUGUUUACGAUGCUCACUGGAAUGGUUUGUAUUUCAAAUGUUAUUUCAGUUAUCUUGUUCUUAACACGAAAAAGGUGAAACUGAACUUAGACUAUGAUGAUGGUAACCUUCUUAGUUAACAAUGUACAUUUCAGAUGCCGUUUGAUGCUGAAUCGGAGGAUGAGUUAUUUGAUUUGAUCGUAUAUGACUACCCACAGAAACCGGACAAAAAAACAAUGUCUGAGCUGUCCAUUGACGCCACUGAAUUGUUCCUACACGUAAGUGUCAAAUACAUGAAUCAUACAUGAAAAGUUAUAUUCCCUUCAUAUUUUAAAUGUACCAAAAUUAUUUAUUGCCAGUCGAUAACAAUAGAGGCAAGACUUAGUGAAAAAAUCCAAAGAUUGACUCCCUACCCCCGGGGUAAUCCCCAUAACGGAUUAUACGGGGAGGCUCUGUCAGAAUGGGUUACCUUUUCUAGGAUUCAGGUAUAUUGAAGGGUAGAGAAAUCUUUUUUAUGUUCGAAUGAGUGAAGAACAAAUAUGACUAGACUAAAACUAGGUCAACGUUGACUUCUGUUACAUAAAAACAGCAUAAAAACAUAGCAUUUCAAAAAACAAAGAUUUCUGAGUUGAGAGUAAAUACCGAUAUUACAAAACAUAUCACAUUUUUCGGAUGUUUACAGUUACUAGAGAAAUAUCCGCAAGACCGUCUCGGGUGUAAAGGAGGCGAUUACCCCUGCAUCAGAGAUCAUGCUUUCUUUCACGGCUUUGACUGGAACAGACUGGAGGCAUUGGAACUCGACCGCCCACCUUAA
Molecule: messenger RNA, 8884 nt
Organism: Porites lobata
Lineage: Eukaryota; Metazoa; Cnidaria; Anthozoa; Scleractinia; Poritidae
Source: the annotation of a GenBank genome assembly